Molecule: messenger RNA, 3088 nt
Organism: Suncus etruscus (white-toothed pygmy shrew)
Lineage: Eukaryota; Metazoa; Chordata; Mammalia; Eulipotyphla; Soricidae
Gene: TTF1
Product: transcription termination factor 1
Exons: 15
Coding region: 1-2904 (967 amino acids)
Source: RefSeq, a predicted model, not a curated record
AUGGAGCCCUCCCCCAAGGCCAGCAAGGGACCUGGGAACCCCAAUUUCUUACAUCCGGGCUCUCGCCGCCACUGCGCAGCCCAAAUCAGCACCUGGCGCAGCGGUUCCAGUGGGGCCCCCAAAAGGCUCCGCCCCGGUUUUCUCGCUGCUGUGGGGCCCACUACCAGCUAUCCGCAGCCAAUCCCGCUGUCCCCACCCAACCCAUCCCCACCAGAUAACUCUCAGCAGCCACAAAAGGGAGAUGUCACUGGCAGGCCUGUGCAGUUUCUGUCCUUGGCUCCCUCCCCCGGCGUCGGGCCGCUGGACAUCCUCAAGUUGGGGACUUGGAGGCCAGACCGCCCCCUAGGGAGCCCUCCAAGGUCAGCUAAGGACCUGGACGCCCCAAUUUCUUACAUCCGGGCUCUCGCCGCUACUGCGCAGCCCAGAUCGGCGCCAGGCGCGGGACUCCGCCCUCCUCGUUGCUACGGUAACGCGCGGGCGGACCGGAAGUUAUCAGGGCGGCAUCCUUGUUGCUGUGGCAACGCGCGGGCGGACCGGAAAUUGCCCGGACAACUUCCGCCUCGCGGCAGACUUCCGCGUGCGCACUUAGAAGGGAAGAAGAUGGAAGGUGAAUCGAGCAGCCUAGAAGGACUCAGGGCUGUGUUUGACAAGAAGAAGAAAAAGAAACAAAAGAAGAAGCAGCAGGAUUCCACGGGGGAGCCACUCUCCCAGGGUGUCUCCAGACACCCCAUUGUGCCAGGGGAACAGUCCUGGGAUGUUAGGAAGAAGAAGAAGAAAAAGAAGAGGAAGAGGGAGUCCCCGCCUCACUCAUCCCCACUCCCAGAAUCAGAACUCAACCCCGAGUCUGGGGCUCCCCGCAAAAAGAAAAGGAAAAGUGCCUUUGGGGUGGACGCGGAAACAGGAGUUAUGUACGUCCUGGUGGACAGAGAAAACAUUGAGAACGUGCCCAAGAAUUUCCGGAAGAACACUGAUGUCAUCUAUGUGGACGUGAGCAAGACCCGCCAGGCCUCCUCGGGGCCCCUAGCCUGGGAGUCCCCCACUGCAGCCGCUCAGAAGGAGCCCGAGAAACCGCAUCAUCUGGCCAAGAAGAAAAAAAAGAAACGGCCUCGUGAUAUGGUGCUGGAGAGCCCCUGGAGUGUACCCCAGGAAAAUGACAGAGUUCAGGACAGCCCACCGUGUACACCCCCCCAUGCAUCUUGCAGUGUGAUGUGGGAGAGCCUGAGCACCCCCACCCCCCAGCAGCUGAGAGAAUCCUGCGUGUCCAAAACUCCACCAGAACGGCAGGACAGAAAGAAAGUGAAGAAAAAAAAGGCCCAGACUCUCGAUACCCCGAACCCCCAGGUUUUGGGAAGCAGGUGCCUGGAGACUGAGCCAGUAGCCUCUGUGGAGGCAGCCACAGAGGGCAGCACUGAGUUUGGCCGCUGGAAGAAAAAGAAGAAGAAGAAGAAAAAGAAAAGGAAGUCACAGGCUGCUGGAGAGGAUGUGGGGGGACCUGCAUCCCAGCUGAGCCCCAGUACCCAGGACCCGCCCUCAGAGUCUGAGGGAGGCAGCAGAACAGUGGGGGUGGAGGAAAGCACUGGGUCCAGGCUAGAAGAAGAGCCAUCCAGCCCCAGGUCACAGCUUGAGCCCGAGAGAGAAAGAUCCACAGGCGUAGCUGGCGGCAACAAGAGCAGGUACCUCGCAGAACAUUCCCAAGACUUGGGUGACUCGGACGUGGACCUGGGCUCGGCUGUGAGGCAGCUGCAGGAAUUCAUCCCCAACAUCAGGGACCGGGCGGACACCACGAUUAAGCGGAUGUACCGCGACGAUCUGGGGCGCUUUAAGGAGUUCAAAGCCCAAGGUGUCACUAUCAAAUUUGGCAAGUUCUCCGCCAAGGAAAAUAAGCAGCUGGAGCAAAAUGUGCAUGAGUUCCUGGCGCUGACAGGCAUCGAGAGCGCGGAAAAGCUGCUGUACACAGACCGGUAUCCCCAGGAAAAGUCAAUGAUUACCAAACUGAAAAGGAAAUACUCCUUCCGGAUGCACAUAGGGAAAGACAUUGCCCGGCCUUGGAAACUUGUCUACUACCGAGCCAAGAAGAUGUUUGACGUCAAUAAUUACAAAGGCAGGUACAGCCCAGGCGAGGAGAGGAAGUUGAAGGCCUACCACUCUCUGCACGGGAAUGACUGGAAGAAGAUUGGCGAGAUGGUGGCACGCAGUAGUCUCUCAGUUGCCCUCAAGUACUCCCAGAUCAGCAGUGAAAGAAACCACGGUACUUGGAGUAAAGAGGAAACUCAGAAGCUCAUCAAAGCCGUGGAAGAAUCUAUCCUGAGGAAAAUGUCUCCCGAAGAGCUGAGGGAGGUAGACUCUGAACUCCAGGAGCACCCUGAGCGCCGCCUGUCCAUCGUGCGGGAGAAGCUGUACAAGGGCAUCCCGUGGGUGGAAGUGGAGGCGCGAGUGCAGACCAGGAAUUGGAUGCAGUGCAAAAGUAAGUGGAUGGAAAUCCUCACCAAGAGGAUGACGAAUGGGCAGCGAGUGUACCAAGGGGCCAACGCACUGCAGGCCAAGGUCAACCUUAUUGAGAGGUUGUACAAGGUCAAUGUGGAAGAUGCUAAUGAGAUCGAUUGGGAAGACCUGGCUAGUGCCAUUGGUGAUGUCCCUCCGUCCUACGUUCAGACCAAAUUCUACAAGCUAAAGGCCACCUGUGUUCCCUUUUGGCAGAAGAAAACUUUUCCAGAAAUCAUAGACCAUCUUUACAAAGUCACUCUCCCUCUGCUGAAGGAAAAGCUGGAGAAGGUGAUGGAGAAAAGAGGCGCCGAAAUCCAGAGUCCUGCAGUGCCCAAGCCAACCUUCCACUUCCAGGAUAUCUUCUAUUAUGCCGACGACAGCGAGGGGGAUGAGGGGGACAAGGGGACUGAGUGCAGCUGAGGAUGGUGUGUCAGGACAGUGAGGAGUCAAGGUGACCAGGCUAGUGCUUUCUCCUCGUUAUUCUAGAGCCGCUCAUCUGUCUGUCUGCAUGUGUGUCGGCAAAGCUAUUCUUGUGACUGGUGUUUACUGAAGAAUGUUCAGAGGCCAGAUGUGCCUUGUCAGUGUAAGACAUUGCUGGGACAAA